UAACCACAGCCACCCAGAGAUAGAGGAGAUCUCCCUGGUGGUCCGUCGCCACAUGAACCACCCCCCCAGCAGCACCUUUCACCCCCAGGACUUCAGUGACCUCAUCAGCUUCAUCCUGUAUGGCAGCCUGCAUCGUGGAGGGUAUGCUCCUUGGCUCUGUGUGUGUGGGGGGGGGGGGGCUGACCUGUGUGUCAUCUGCUAACGUGGGUCCCGUGCGGCUCAGUUGGUAGAGCGUGGUGCUUGCAACGGCAGGGUUGUGGGUUGGGUUCGAUUCCCACGGGUUACCAGUAUGGGGUGGGGGUAUGAAAAUGUAUGCGGGCACUACUGUAAGUCACUCAGGAUAAGAGCGUCUGCUAAAUGACAAUGUAAAUGUGUCAUCUGCUAACGUGUGCUGAUAUCUGUUAACCUGUGUGUGUCUGUGUGUUUAUCUGUUAACCUAUGUGUGUCUGUGUGUGUCUCUCCCUACAGUAAAGAGCCGUGGCUGGAGCGUCUGUACCACAGCUGUCAGCGUCUGGAGAAGCGUGAGGGUGGUGGUGGCUCAUCAGGUGGUGAAGGGGGGGUGUGUGGCUCCGGCCCGGGUGGGAGUGCGUGUGUACCACGGGGUCUGCUGAAGACGGAGGCGGUGCUGUGGCAGUGGGCGGUGUGGGAGGCAGCUCAGUUCACCGUGUUGUCUAAACUCCGCACCCCGCUGGGACGGGCACAGGACACCUUCCAGACCAUAGAGGGUAAGGGCUGUUACGCAGGCACCAAAACUCACGUUCACUCACUAAAACUCACAAAAACACUCAGUCCAGGGUUUUCCCCCAUUAUGUUUUUUAACACGGUGUUGCUGAUCAGGUGGGGGAGGCCUGGAGUGGGGUUUUUUUUUGCGUUUCUGAACCCCUGUAGCUGCACCCCUGUAGCUGAACCCCUGUAGCUGCCAUUUCCUGCAAUUUAGUGUCUUAAACCAGGGGUGUCAAACUAAUUUUGCCCCGUGGGCCGCAUUCAGUAUUCAGCAUGGUCCGCAGGGCUGCUCUGAAAAUGGGUUAUAUUUCCUUUUUCAAUGCUCCCUGACUGUCUAGCUUUCGUGUCGGUGAUCAGUCUAUUGGCGAGCUGGACAGUCAAGAAACUGUAUGACUAUAGGUCCAUUAUCAUUUCUACACAGUUUCCAUUUGGUGGUAGUAAUUUUAAUGUAUAUUAAGCGUCCCCCCCACAAUAACUCAAACACUACUAUCGCCUAUCCAAGCCAAUCCAAGCCUAUACACAUUUUGGAUGUACAUGUUGCCUCUUUCAAGAACAUAUUCUUUGCUCCCUCCCUCCCUCCCUCCCUCCAGGUAUGAUCCGCAGCCUGGCGGCCCACAGUAUGAACACGGAACAGGAGCUUAGCCAAUGGAGCGCCGGCGACACGGACGACGGUCACCAUAGCAACCAGCUGCGUCUGGCGCUGCUCUUGCAGUUCCUGGAAAACCUGGAGAAACUGAUGUACAACGCCUACGAG
Molecule: messenger RNA, 1477 nt
Organism: Coregonus sp. 'balchen'
Lineage: Eukaryota; Metazoa; Chordata; Actinopteri; Salmoniformes; Salmonidae
Source: the annotation of a GenBank genome assembly